GAAAAAUAAAAACCUGGGGGAACAAGAUGCCAUCCUGUAUGACUGUGUUGAAAGCCAUUGAGAUGAGAGGAAUAAUGCCACAUUAGCCACCCUCUCUCUGUAGCUCAUUUGUUGUACACAAAAAUAAUGUUUGCCAGACUUUUAAACCACAUCCUCUAUUUUGUAAAUAAUUUCAGAGACGAUAUUAAACAAAUUUGCAGGGGAUGUCACAGCAAAUCAGGUUUUAGUGCUGUGCUUUGGGUUGGAAGGAUAGAAGGCCUCUUAAGAAAGCUGAACCGCAUCGUGAAGAAGAGAGGAGGAAAAUGCAGUGCUGGCAAAGCUCCCUUCUGUUACUGGCCUGAGUCAAGCUCAAAUACAGCCUCAAAGCAGAAUGAGAGCAUUAUCGACUGGUAGAAGAGUUUUGUGCCAAGAAAAGAUUUUGUCACUCUUCUUGGACAGGAAUAAGUGUUGGGGUGGUAGGCUGGCUUAGUUGUAUUUCAGUUGCAGGAGGAUGUAUGUGAUAACUUCAUGAUUUGAUUGCUCUUUAUUGCUUGGAAGCAUUAGGUAAUCUCUUCCAUCACAUCAGCUUGCUGACUCUUACUUUGUCUGCUUUGAGCACCUUAUAACACAUGAUAUGUUUAGCAAUUUAAUCCCAAGUGUGGGGCUGGUGGAACCUUCCGAUGUUGACUGUCUUCCUGCAUUUUUCACAGCGACCCCAUGACAAAUGCAACACAUUCUUUUCCUUUUAGGGAGUUGAUGUCGAAGUGGUUAAACGUACGCCUUCCCCUUUCCUUUUUCUUAUCUUUCUGUUCUCAGCAUCUUGGCAAAUGAACCUGAUUUUGUCCUUUUAGCAGUUCAGAACAUCCCUGCUUAAUUCCCUGUUUAAUUGUUUAAGAGGAAGGAAGUGUUGCUCCUGCUGUGCUUCAAAAUGGCAAGAGGCAAGGGGGAUAAGGUGUAGGAUGGGAACCAAGGGAGGACCUUCUUAGCCACUUAAGUGGGCAUGGCGGACGGAGAAGAGAGUGGCGAUGCCCGAGUCCCCCCCGUCCGCCUUUGGGUGCGACGGACAGGCGUCUAUUGCGAUGAAAACCAGAAAACAUGGCUGGUAGCAUCCGAAGAGGUAGCAGGGACCCUGAAGGCUCGGAUCAGAAGAGUCCAGGUGCCCCUGGGAGAGGCGGUCCGCCCCAGCCGCCUCCCAGCCUCCCGGCUGCCCCACAUGUGGCAGCUUUCAGUGGGGCAGCAGUACAGGGAUAGUAACUCCCGCAUCUGGGACAUUGAACAUCAUUUAAUGAUCAUGGGAGUGGAGGAACUGCUCCUGAAACUCUUGGCAAGUAAUUAAAUCUGGAGCUGUUACUCCAGGAUGAUGUCCCCGUUUGUUUUUUCAUGGGGUAACUCCCGGCACUACCAUACAGCUGCCCUUAUGGCGAAGCGGGGCAG
Molecule: messenger RNA, 1413 nt
Organism: Pogona vitticeps (central bearded dragon)
Lineage: Eukaryota; Metazoa; Chordata; Lepidosauria; Squamata; Agamidae
Source: RefSeq, a predicted model, not a curated record